Dothidotthia symphoricarpi CBS 119687 is the source of this 615-nucleotide messenger RNA. Its product is annotated as mitochondrial import inner membrane translocase subunit tim9. The transcript has 3 exons. Lineage: Eukaryota; Fungi; Ascomycota; Dothideomycetes; Pleosporales; Dothidotthiaceae. The record is from RefSeq and is a predicted model, not a curated record. The coding region runs from base 20 to 286 and encodes 88 amino acids.
AGCACAUUCAAUUACCAUCAUGGACUCACUCACCGCAAAUGAGCAGCGCGAACUGCAGUCGCGCAUGGAGAAGAAGCAGAUGAAGGAAUUUAUGAACAUGUACUCCAACCUUGUCCAGAAUUGCUUCGAGCACUGCGUAACCGGCUUCGAGAGCAAGUCGCUCACCUCGCGCGAAGAGAGCUGCGUUAUGCGCUGCGUGGACAAGCACAUGAAGGGCUCCCAGCGACUAGGAGACAGGUUCCAGGAGCAGAACGCUGCCAUGGCACAAGGAGGAGGCAUGCGGUAGUGUCAUCACGACAAAAUCGGAUGGUCAUACAUGAAGAGCUAGAACAGACAUGAUAGCAAUGCGAGAUUCGCAGCUGGAGAUACUCGAUCGAGGUGCUUGAUAUGCUUCGAUUGCAUGACAUUUGUACAACACAUGGACGGGAUCUAGGAUCUGGGGCGUAUAACGAUUCCUCUUUACAUUGAUUCAUAGACGAUUCCUACGUUAUUCAAGUCUUGCUGCUGUCAUUACUCUUUGUGUAGUACUAUUCCGUCCGUGCCAGCUCUCAUCAAUGCAGUCUUCACGUCGUUUUCUGAUCCUUAUGCGCCACAAGAGGCCUUCCUACCGCUAGC